Anarrhichthys ocellatus (wolf-eel) is the source of this 1825-nucleotide messenger RNA. RefSeq names its product transmembrane and immunoglobulin domain containing 1 (gene tmigd1). The transcript has 7 exons. The record is from RefSeq and is a predicted model, not a curated record. Gene Ontology annotation, cellular component: cell-cell junction; plasma membrane. Gene Ontology annotation, biological process: cell-cell adhesion. Gene Ontology annotation, molecular function: cell adhesion molecule binding. The coding region runs from base 266 to 1024 and encodes 252 amino acids. Lineage: Eukaryota; Metazoa; Chordata; Actinopteri; Perciformes; Anarhichadidae.
UGAAAGGGUUUUUGCAGGAACAGGAAAGAAGAAUGAUGAGAAAGUCAUAGAGAAACAGUGAAGGACGUUAUAAAAGUGUCCUUUUGAGCAGGUGAAGUAUAUAAGAGCCACUUAAGAUUUGUGCAGUCCUCUACAUUCUCACACAGGGAACAUCGUGAACACAACACAGACAAGAAAUAGGAAAUUGUCAUUGACGGAUGUUGGUAGCCUAACGAGGUGGAGAAAAACAACAGAGAAUAACAGGUUUAUCCAAGAAAGAGUAAAAAUGAAGUUGAUGUUCAGACCACUUCUUUUCCAUUUCCUCCUGCUCUGUGCAACCCAGACAUUUGGUGUCAACAUCCAGUCUGUCCCAGAACUCAACAGUGAGGGUGUUAUACAGACAGAACUGGAGAAGACUGUGUCUCUGGUUUGUCAGCCUGACGGCGGCCAUGAAGCUCAGGAUGAUGAAGAGUUGGUCUGGCUGAGGAAUGGCGCUGUCGUCAGUCUGACAGAAGGAAAUAAGAAGGGUCGCAGCAGCGUGUGUGUUUCACCCGUCAUCUAUGAAGACGAUGGGGCCACUUUCAGCUGCCACCUGGGCAAAAAUGCCACAGUUACGGCCUCGGUCACCCUGAAUGUCACAUAUCACCCACAGCUCUCUGGGUUAGAGGAAGUUGCAGUAGAAGAAGAGGCAGAGCUCGUCCUGUGGUGUGAUGUCUGGGCCAAUCCACCUGUCUCAUCUGUGUCUUGGACACUAAAUGGAAGUGCAGUGGAUCUAGUAGUAAGUGGCUUCUUGUUGACCAAUGACGGCUUUACAAGCAAGCUCAUCGCCAACAGCGUGGAGAAAAUCUUGCAUGAAGGCACGUAUCAGUGCACAGCAAAGUCUCCCCUAUAUGGUGAACACAGCAAGCAAUUCAGUGUCACAGUGACAGGAAAGACAAUGAAGCUCCCACUGAUGCCCAUGAUUGCAGGGAUAGUGGUGGUGUGCGUUACCACUCUUUUUGCUAUUGUUUCACGGUGGAACAAAAUUACAAAGUGCUGCAAGUAGGUUGUGCCCAGAUGACAUUGCAAGUAAGCUUGAUGCAAAUGACGAUGAUGAUGAUGUCAGCAAUGCAAAUUAGCGUAUGGCAUCAACUGGCAACUUUUAAGCACCUUUUUGGACCUAGUGUUGACUGCUUUCAUUGGAAGAGUUGGCACUAUAGUCGUCUCUACUUCACCAAAGAAAAGCCAUGAAGACAUCACAACUCAGUUUGUAGUUGUUGUUUUUUGCGUGCAGGAGACUGUGAUUACCCAUGAACCAAUUUGAUAAUAUUUGACAAUUCUUUAAAGGAAUAUUUUGUCAUUUUCAGAAAUGUUUGACAUAUUUGUUUUCAUGAUGAGUGUUUGAAGACCAAUUGCGCUCUCUUACAGUGUGUGUCUGUUAAAUAUGAAGCUACAGUACAGCCAGCAUAGUAACACAAAGACUUGACUUAAAGGGACAUUAAACAAGAUGGAACUCAAAGUUAAAUACUGAGCUUUAGCGGUGCUGUUAUGUGGAUUUUGUUACCUUUGGACACAGCCAGGUAGUUACUUCCACUAUUUGUUUUUGUGCUAAGCUAACCGGCUGCUGGCAGUAGCUUUUUAUCAUACAGACAUGACAGAAUUCUUAUUUAAAUCUUUGCAAUAAACCACAAAUGCCUAAGUAUUUUUCCAAAAAUUUAAUUUAAAAUCUUCCAGAUCCAAAUCUUUAGAUUGUAGCAGGACGAUCUGUGAAGUCCUUGAGAUCAUCCUUAAACACUUUUCAUAGUGUGAUGCACUUCUGCCUGUUUCUUGUUAAUAUCUUUGCAAUAAAAGCUUUGUUUCCUCGCCA